GCUUGCUGAUUGUUAAAGAACACCUCAGAACCCGCGACACACGUUUGAGAAACACACGACAAGGAAUUUUGUUCCUGUAAUUUUAAGCUUCGACAAUGGAAUUUAUGUCCGCUACCGACAGAGUGAACGCUGCAUUCGCUACUUUGCAGUCUGAGUUGAGAGAAAUCAGAACACAAGACAUCAGUCUGAUGAAGCAACUACUGAGUAUCAACGAUUCCAUCCAGAGUCUGUCCAAGAAAAGGAGCGACAAGUCACGUGCCAGGAGGAUGACAAGAAAAAUCUCCCGCAAACCAGCACUGGCGGAAAUCACAGACGAGGACCAAACAUACAGCAGGAAGGACGAAAUCAAACUCCUGACCAACAUCAAACUAUGGAAAUACUCCCAGUCAGACGAAUCCAGCUCGGGAUCAGAGUCAGAAAUCCUGUCUGACUAGAAAGUUCCUCAACCGAUUCCAAAAUACCUCAUUUGACGAAGGUCUCUCUAAAAACUGACGCAUCAAGUACUCCACUUUCUCGACAAAUCAGUUUAAGAGGUACACAGACCGGAUUAAGAACAAUCUUCAUCAGACUUUGACGUCUUUGUUUUUUGUUAUUUCUCUCGUCGCCUUUCAUUGAUAAAAGUAGGGUUUUGUAAUGAAGGACGAUGACAGAGCCAGGCAAUAGUAGCGAUAGUUGCUGUUACUCUGAAUGGUUUAUUGUCUUUUAAUGGAUGUUUGUUUAUUUGUUUGUUGCUGUGUGUUUAUAAAUGCUUGCAAGAAUUCUUUGUAUGAAUCGUUUUUGUCAGAUAUAUAUUUGUGUUGAUUUCGACGAAGUCUUUCGACGGAUUCAAAUAUUUCUUGUUUUGUGCAAUGUAAGAUCUUUUUAAAUGUAAUUUUCUUGCCUUAUUGGAGAAAAAUGUUUAAAAAUAAGUUCGAUAUUUUCUUACAUUAUACUCUUUAAAAGUAUUCAAAUAACAUUGUUCUUAGUUAUAUAAAUUUUAAGGAAAUCAAGUUUUGCUUGAUAAUGUUCAAUUUAAUUGAAUUUAUGUUUUAAACGUGUUACAUAACAAACAUCAAAUUUUGUGAGCACAUGUUUUGGGUCCAUUGUUCGAUUCCGUGUAUGUGUUUGUGUUUUGUUGCUUGUAAUAUGUUUGUCCACAACUUUAACCUUGACCUAUUAUCAAGCUUUAAAAAGUUCAGCUAUGGGUCAAAGUUAAAACUUCUUUUUUAAAUUAAAGUAAUGCAUAAAGCCUACAAGUUUAUUGGCUAGUUUCGGUUAUUAAUCAUACAGAAUACUUUUGCCAAGUGUCAAAUAAUAUUAAAAAAUAUUGUUUUCAGAAUUAUUUUUCAUCACAAAAUAUCUUUA
Molecule: messenger RNA, 1344 nt
Organism: Saccostrea cuccullata (small rock oyster)
Lineage: Eukaryota; Metazoa; Mollusca; Bivalvia; Ostreida; Ostreidae
Exons: 2
Coding region: 96-434 (112 amino acids)
Source: RefSeq, a predicted model, not a curated record